UUGAACUGUGAUAUGAGCUUGGUAUCUUUUCAUGGAAAGUUGUACUUCUUCAGCUCUAAUAAAAAGGACUGGUCAAGCAGUCGUGCUUUCUGUGUUUCAAAAGGAGCUGAUCUGGUCACCAUAACCAGCCUAACAGAACAGCUGUUUCUGGCCUCUAAAAUUAAAGAUACAUACUGGAUUGGUCUCAAUGAUCUGGACACUGAGGGACUUUGGGUUUGGGUGAAUAACCAAACUCUCAAUGAAACUGGAGUACUGUUUUGGCACGGGAGAGAUUCUGAGAUAAGUGAACCUGAUAACUGGAAAGAAGAGGAUCUCACUGGAGAAAACUGUGCACUUGUGAACAACAAUUUCAACUAUUUAAACAAUUGGUUUGAUAGUUCUUGCAAUUCUAAGAGGAAGUUUAUCUGUGAAAAGAAAUAAUUUACCUCCAU
Sinocyclocheilus grahami is the source of this 431-nucleotide messenger RNA. Its product is annotated as C-type lectin domain family 4 member F-like. Lineage: Eukaryota; Metazoa; Chordata; Actinopteri; Cypriniformes; Cyprinidae. The record is from RefSeq and is a predicted model, not a curated record. Bases 13 to 420 code for a protein of 135 amino acids. The transcript is spliced from 3 exons.